Vollenhovia emeryi is the source of this 4937-nucleotide messenger RNA. RefSeq lists its product as uncharacterized. Gene Ontology annotation, biological process: transmembrane transport; monocarboxylic acid transport. Lineage: Eukaryota; Metazoa; Arthropoda; Insecta; Hymenoptera; Formicidae. The coding region runs from base 552 to 3485 and encodes 977 amino acids. The record is from RefSeq and is a predicted model, not a curated record. Gene Ontology annotation, molecular function: monocarboxylic acid transmembrane transporter activity. The transcript has 18 exons.
CAACCAACGAAGGUCGGUCAGUGUUGCAAACGAUUCACAUGUGGUCACAGUGGACACUGCUAUUAACAAUAAUUGCCUAAUUAUAACGGUUAACUGUGAGCACUCAUUCGAACGAGCUGCAAAAACGCUUGUAUUGCAGGAUAAAAAAGAAGUAAAGAGUGAGUAAUGUACGAAACCGGUCAAGUUAACGAAAUCGUGCGAAAAAACUUGUGAAAAUAUCCAAUUGUUUUCGGUUAAUGCCUUCCACGUAUGUGAUUUGAUCAACCGCCACACACACAACAAUCAAUCGUUUAAAAUCCCCUACUUGACCGGUGUGUUUUUCCACAAGAGUAGGAGUGGAAACAAGUGGCGAGAAGUAAAUAGCAUAUUAUUCGACGCUUAGUCUGACAGCUGUACGGUAGCGAGCAAGCGUAUGAUUGGCAUUUAGUGAGUGGUAUUAGUAUCGAUUAAAAAGCGCUCGUGUGAUGACGUGAUUUAAAGAAGAUUGUGGGCAGUUUAGCACUCGGUAGAUAACAAGUUACAACACGCCACGUGAAAAAUCGUUCUCAUGGAUGAUGACGGAAAAUAAGAAAAAUAAUUCUAAAGGACAAACUCUAGAUGGUGGCUGGGGUUGGUUCAUUUGUCUUGGAAGCAGUCUAAUUACGCUCUCUUUGCGAUCUUUGGAUCCAUCAUUCGGAUUGCUUUUCAAAGAUCUGUUAGAGGAUCUCAAUGUCGACUCCACAGGGACAACAGUUAUAAUGAGCGUCUUAGAUGCCAUUGUCAAUUUUUCAGGUUUUCUAGUCGGACCAUUAUUGAAAAGAUAUUCUUACCGACAAGUCGCAUUUUUUGGAUCUUUAUUAAGCUGUAGUGGAUUAAUAAUUACAUCGCAAGCUAAUAGUAUGCUAUAUAUUAUUUGCUCCUACAGCAUAUUAGGAGGUAUGGGUACUGGCCUUGCCACGGCGUGCUCCUUCGUCGCAUUGAAUACGUUCUUUGACAAGAAACGUGGACAAGCAGUAGGUUUUUCUAUGGCGGGAGUCGCGUUGGCAAUGAUGCUUGUACCGUUGUUAAUACAUCUAUUGUUGGACAUAUAUGGAUUUCGCGGUACCACGCUUAUUGCUGGAGGAUGGGCAUUACACUCUGUGACAGGAUCGUGUUUGUUACGUCCACUAGAAGAACCGCCGCCGCCGCCGCCACCUAUUAAAAAACAGCCUACUGAACAGCAAGAAAGCGAGGCUUUAUUAAUGAAACCAAAUCCUACCGAAACACGAAGAAUGUCAAAUGGAUCGAUGUGGACCACGGAUCAAAUCGCAGAAAGCGAUUCAACCUCACCUGAAAAGGAAUCGUUUAUGAAGAAGAUAAAAACAACUUUUGACUUGGAUCUUCUAAAAAAUUCCACGUACUUAAAUGUCGCUUUAGGUUGCAGUUUCUUUUACGUGGCUGAGUCAAACUUUAAACUGAUGACUCCUUUCUUUCUUUCGAACAUCGGUAUGACUAAAGCUGAGGUGGCCUUUUGUCUGUCCCUGACUGCAUUCACCGACAUUCUCGCUAGACUGUUGCUGCCGACACUAUUCGACAAAUUCGGCUGGAAAAAGCGCAUGAUCUUUUGGAUUUCCAGCUUCUUCGUCGGGCUAAUGCGCUCCAUAUUAGCGGAACAAUCGGAAAGGACGCCAUUAAUUGCAAUGCUCGUAAUAGUUGGAUUUUUGCGUGGCGCUACAUUGGUGAAUUUAAAUCUCUGCAUAUCCGAGUGUUGUACUCUGAAGAAGCUACCAAGUGCAGUUGGAAUAUUUAUGGUGUUUAAGGGCUUAUGCGUGGUCACAAUGAGUCCUGUAAUCGGAUACAUCAGAGAUGUCAGUGGUAGCUACAAGAUCUGCAUUCACGUGAUGACCGCCAUGAUACUUACCACGUUUGUUGUGUGGAGCGUUGAAUUUUUAUAUGGUCUCUUUUGUAGACAACUUGUUAUAGUUAAGAAAUUACAACAGCGCGUAACAGAAUAUGCUGAAAAAUUUUCCGGCUACACCUGCAGAGCGGUGAUUGAUAUGAUUGAUAGAAUGGCACGUGGCCUAACAGAUCGGGGCUGGGCAUGGAUGAUUGUUGUCGGCGUGACUGUUAUCAAUCUAGCCGUGCUUCCGGUCCAGCAAUGCUUCGGCCUUAUCUUCGCGGAACGUUUCGCAAGCCUCGGCAUCACUGCGACGCAAACGAGUUUGAUCCUCCAUCUUAAUGGGACAAUAACGUGCAGCCUCGGUUUGAUAAGCGGCCCUAUGAUGAAGAGAUUCUCCUUUCGGCACGUCGCAUAUUUCGGCAGCCUGACGGUUGUCCUCGGAAUCUGCGCCGCUGCCUUCGCCGUGUCACUCUCGACUCUUAUUAUCACUUACUGCGUGAUCAUUGGCAUAGGCCAAGGAAUAAUUUUUCCAGCGACAACAUUGGCCUUGAACACGUACUUCCGCAAGAAACGCAACGUAGCCAUGGGUCUAUCAGUUACAUUAACCGGUCUGGGCCCAAUCUUAAUGCCUCUGUUGAUAGAUGUACUUCUCGAGAAUUUUGCCACGACUGGUACUCUCCUGAUCCUUGCUGGAAUCGCCUCGCAUUCCCUCAUUGGUGCGUCGCUAUUAAGACCGUUUGGAAAGCAGAAAGAGCAGAUUGUUCUGGUAGACAAAAUUACCGAUAUAUCGAGAGAGGAACAUUCACGUGUUGAUAAUGAAGCAAAUGUAAAAAAUAACGCCGUUCAAAACCGGUUAUUAAAUGAAGAAAACAAUGAAGAGGAAAGACAACCGAGCCAUCGUCCAAAGAAUAACGAAACCGAAGUGAAAAGUAGACAAGCCUCGUUCCUUAGAAAAAUUAUUACGAACAUGGAUCUCGAUCUUCUUCGUGAUAAUCGUUAUAUAGCGAUAGUUCUAGGUAUGGGCGUCUCGCUGGUGGCCGAGACCAACUUCAACGCAACGAUACCGUUCGUCCUGGCUGAAUUAGCAGAUCUGGACAGAACGUCAAUAGCUACGGUGAUGUCGAUCCAAGCUGCAGCGGACAUCACGGGACGUCUUUGCGUACCGUUGUUGGCGCAAAAAGCCGGCUGGACAUGCAGGAAUCUUUAUGUGAUAUCCCUGCUGGGAUCGAUCCUCGGAAGGGCUAUUUUGUCGACGUGGGGCGAUACUUACGUCAUUGUGAUCGGGGUUGCUCUAGUCAUCGGACUGGCGAAGGGAACCAAAGCUGUCUUCCAAGCUCUAAUCAUUCCCGAUUACGUGCCAUUGGAGAGACUGCCGGCAGCAUCCGGUAUUCAGAUGGUUUGUAACGGCAUCCUGUCUAUCAGCGUGGGACCAAUUAUCGGUUUGGUGCACGAUUCUACAGAUAGUUACGUAGGUGCGCUCUAUUUCACAUCCCUUCUUAGUUCGUCCUGUGUCUUCCUGUGGUUAAUAAGUGGACUAUGGACUCUUGGUAAAAAUACUCGAAGUGUUCUAAAGUUAAAUCAGCAAAAUCCGGAGGGACAAGAAAAUUCUCUUGACAACAAUGCUUAAUUUAGCAGCGGUUUAAUAUUUUCAAUUUACAAAUGCAUGAAAUGUUGAUAAAUAUAAAAUGUUUUAAUGUUACAAUACACGUAUUACAUACAAUAUAUACUUUUAUACCAAAAGAGUGUGGUGUCUAUGAAAUUUCAUUGACAAUAAUGUGUAGAAUUAUCGAUUAUAUUGAUAAAUGUAAGAAAUUCAAAGUCUCUCUCGUACAACUAUCAAUAUCUUUUUAAUUUAUAGAUGAUUUUAUUUUAUUUACGCCAUAAAAGUUAAUACAUGAAAUACAUUACCACUCUGGUUUUAAGAAAUUAUCAAUAAAUGUACUUAAUUUCAAGUUUCUAUUAAAGUCACUACAGCUAAUAAUUCUAUAAAAUUAGCGAUGUUUUUAUAAAAAUAUUUAUUAAUCAUUUUUACCAUAUAUAUUGCAUAACAUGUAAAGGAAAGUCCCCUAUUGUGAGAUACGCUCCUAACAUGAAAUAGCAGGGUUACUACUAAAUUAUACUUCAUUAAAGCUACAUGUAUUUCAUAACCCAAUAUUAUUCUGAUCCAGAUAAGAAUUUUUCUGACACGCAUUAACAAUUACUUGUCAACGAAGUUAAUAUCCGUAACAAAGCCACUCAACUUGUGCAAGAGAUAUGAACAGAGAGAUAUAAGACAUACACACCCGCAUAUAUUCACACAUUUUCAAGUAUAUAAAUCAUCACUUAAUCUUUUAUCGAUUCCUCGUACUUCCCCGCUUUCUUCACAUCAUGCAAUGCGAUUAUAGCAAUCUGAUAAGACUUUAAUUACUCUACCUAAGAGUAUUUAAAGUCAAACUUUUGCGCCCAUUAUAUAUUUUUAUUUGCAUAUUUAAAUAUAUGCGAAAACCGAGAAAAAUUUUGUGUAAUCUUAAUUAUAAUUUAAUUGCAAUAAUAAAAAUGCAAUAUACAGUAAUAAUAAUUUUCAACGCGCACGUAAGACUAAUAUAAUGUAAUCUUUCUAUAUUAAUAGCGAUAUAAUGUUAAUACAAAAUUUAAUGAAAUUUCGAUAAUUACUAAAGCAAUCGAAUAAUACAGUAAAUAUAAAUGUGUAUUGUAUUUAUGUGGAUUAUACUUUACAAUUAUAUGUAUACAUACGUAUACAAUAAUAUCCAUCUUGCGGCAAUGAUCUAUAAAGAUUUUCUAUUUAAUUUUAUUUAAUAAUGUUUCCUCAUCGUGGUCUGAUAAUACAUUUGACGUUCAUAGGCUAAAGAGAUGAGAUUAGAUUAAUCGUAAGCUUAGACAGUUUCUUAUCUUCUGCAAAAAUGACCAACGGCAGUGUAGCCUUUAUCAUUUCGCGAGACGCAAUAGUAUAAAUCGGACUAGAAUGCCAAGUUCUGUGCUAUUUGUUUAUUUGUGUUAUAAUUACCGGUUUAUUAGCGUUAGACCAAUUAAAUAUGUGAAUUAAUACAUAUAAAAGGAUAAAUUGUGCAACAGUUAUGUA